CAACAGGCAAACUACUAGAUGCGGUUUGGUUGAGUCUUUUCAUGACGGGUAGUAAAAAGUGUACUGACACCUCUCACGUCCUCUAGCAUCGACGCGACUGAAGCGAUAUCCUAUUAUGCGUCAAAUGAUGUACUUGCGAGUUCAUAUACAAAACAAAUACAUUCACCCAGGUCACUAAACAGUGGUGAACAAAAUUGUGCUGAAAGUGAUAGCGAUUAUAUUUGCUUAAAACACGGAUAAGAGAUUUACUAUUAAAGUAAAGGAGAACAGCGCAGAAAGUAUGGCAAGAUUUGCAACAAAAUCCAACAGAAUCUGAUAAUAAUAAAAGAUAAGUGUUUUUUUAAAUAUUUUGGAUAAUUUAUCUUUACGUGCAAAACUCGAUCUGGCUGUUUGAAAAUGUACUCGCAAUCUGUUGGUAGAAAGCAUUCUUUUCAAGGCGUACCGCCGGAAUAUUCAACAGUGGUUGGUCUUGACGGUUCAACAAACUUGAUAAAUGUUGGCGUUUCUUGUAGUGAUAGUGCAUUGAAUCAAGAAAUAGAUAAUGCUCCAAAGAAGCCAGCACGAUUGCAGAAUAAACAAGGAAUGUCUGUUGAGGACUGCCGGAAAUUAUCGAAGACACAAAAUCAGUAUAGUAUUAAAAGUGCAGAGCUCCGGAGAAAAAGUGAAGCGUCUUCCAACCUUCACAGAGAUAGUGACCUUACAAAAGAUCAGAAACGUGACGACUUUAGACGUAAGAGUGACGUAGUGCUACGUAAAAGGCAAUUGCCAGGAGUGAACUACCGUGGGAAAUAUAUACCAAAGGACUCAGUAGUUUUGGCGCAUCAGCGCCGCAGUGUUGUACAUGUUUCAGGGGGCAGUAAAAUGAAUCGUAACGUAAACUACAAUACGUUACCUGGUGGAAGUAGACGUGCUGUUACCAGUCAGCCAAUGUCAAGUUCUUUUCCAGGGCCAUCUGAAAACCCAGACUGGCCAGUGUUGAGUGAGAAUGAAUGUGAAAAUAAUGGAAAUAAUUCUGUGAUAUUUAAAACAGGAAAUUAUGGUAUUUCUUCUGUUACGGAAAGUGUGAAAGGAUUUAUGAAAAUUCUUCAUAUUCCAUUCCAGUGCUGUAAGAGAAAGGUAUGUCGGCAGUGUUGUAGUAUGUUGUGUUGUGAUUUUUCAUUACUUCAAUAUUAGUUGCCGUGUAAGGGUAUGAACUUCUAUUUUUGAGACACAAAAUCAGUUGUAGAGUGACCUAAUGAAAUAUCUUAUCGCCUCUAGAAACUUUCGAAUCAACGGAAUACAUAUUUAAAAUAUCGAAAGCGACUAGAAAAGAUUAGUUUCAUGGAAAACAAACAUAAUGGUCCCUUGAGGUAAUGGACCCAUAAAGACAAUCGGCAAUUUCCGUGCAAUUAAGUGUCCUCCGAAUGAUAUUUCGGCAUCUUUCGACCAUUACAGAAAUUGCUCUUUAUAAGAACUGAAGAAUGCCAAAAUCGUUUAUGGAUAAUACGUAGAAAAUGAAUAGAAAUUGCCAUUUGUCAUUAAA
Messenger RNA from Mercenaria mercenaria, 1522 nucleotides. RefSeq lists its product as uncharacterized. NCBI's taxonomy places the organism in Eukaryota, Metazoa, Mollusca, Bivalvia, Venerida, Veneridae. The transcript has 2 exons. The record is from RefSeq and is a predicted model, not a curated record. Bases 397 to 1173 code for a protein of 258 amino acids.